AUGUCUAUUGUCUCACUGCUAGGUAUAAAUGUUCUUAAUAACCCUGCAAAAUUCACAGAUCCCUAUGAAUUCGAAAUAACGUUUGAGUGUCUGGAGCCAUUGAAAAAAGAUCUCGAGUGGAAGCUUACAUAUGUCGGAUCGUCGCGAAGCUUGGAACACGAUCAAGAACUGGACUCUAUUUUGGUUGGUCCUGUCCCAGUCGGGGUGAAUAAGUUUCUAUUCACCGCUGAUCCACCGUCGCCAGAAUUGAUCCCAGCAAGCGAACUGGUAAGCGUCACAGUCAUCCUUUUGAGCUGUUCAUAUGAUGGUCGGGAAUUUGUGCGUGUUGGAUACUAUGUUAAUAAUGAGUACGAUAAUGAGGAGCUCAGAGAAAACCCGCCCGCGAAAGUGCAAGUUGAACAAGUGGUGAGGAAUAUAUUGGCGGAAAAGCCGAGGGUAACAAGGUUUAAUAUCAUUUGGGACAACGAGCAGGGUGACGAGUACCCACCCGAGCAGCCAGAGGUUGCGGUUGAAGAAGAAGAGGAAGAAGACGAAGAGGAGGACGAGGAGGAAGAAGAUGACGAGGAUGAUGUCGAAGAGGAGGAGGAUGGUGGUGCACAUGAUGAGGAUGGGGCGAGUACGAGUCUGGGCAAACAAGGGAGACUUACUGACGAAACGGAAACGAAGGGGCCUGACGGUAAAAAACGCAAAAUUGAAAACGCAGAAGAGGCCGAAGCGGAAGAAAUAGAUCUUGACGACGACGAAGACGACGAGGACGAUGAGGACGAGAUUGAGAUUAUCGAGGAAGAAGCAGAGACGGACGGUAAUCACGAGAAUGCUGAUCCUGCAGUGAAAGAGGCAACUGUGGAAACCGCCCCAACUCCUCAAGAUACCACCACCGCCACAGCUUCAGACCAAGAGUCCUGA
Lachancea dasiensis is the source of this 906-nucleotide messenger RNA. The record is from the annotation of a GenBank genome assembly. NCBI's taxonomy places the organism in Eukaryota, Fungi, Ascomycota, Saccharomycetes, Saccharomycetales, Saccharomycetaceae.